AUGGCGACAAUGGAGAGCUUGAUAGGGUUGGUUAACAGAAUACAAAGAGCAUGCACUUCACUCGGUGAUUAUGGCGGCGGUAACAACGCUCUCUCUUCUCUCUGGGAAGCUCUUCCUUCCGUCGCAGUCGUCGGUGGCCAGAGUUCUGGAAAGUCUUCUGUCCUAGAGAGCAUUGUCGGAAGAGAUUUUCUCCCUAGAGGAUCUGGUAUUGUUACGAGGAGGCCUUUGUUGUUACAGCUACAUAAGACGGAACAUGGAACAGAAGAAUACGCUGAGUUUCUACACCUUCCCAAUAAGAGAUUCACUAACUUCUCUUUGGUUCGUAAGGAGAUUCAAGAUGAGACUGAUAAAAUGACUGGGAAGAAAAAACAGAUUUCUCCAGUUCCUAUUCACCUCAGCAUCUUCUCUCCCAAUGUUGUGGAUCUUACUCUCAUUGACUUACCUGGUUUGACUAAAGUUGCUGUUGAAGGACAGCCAGAAACUAUUGCUGAAGAUAUUGAGUCCAUGGUUCGCUCAUACGUCGCAAAGCCAAACUGUCUUAUACUAGCAAUAUCUCCUGCUAACCAAGACAUAGCCACAUCGGAUGCUAUCAAGCUCGCCAAAGAAGUGGAUCCAAUAGGUGAUAGAACGUUUGGAGUUUUGACAAAGUUAGACUUGAUGGACAAUGGAACUAAUGCAUUGGAUGUUAUCGAAGGAAGAUCAUACAGGAUGCAGUACCCUUGGGUUGGGAUAGUGAACCGUUCACAAGCAGAUAUUAACAAGAAUGUUGACAUGAUGGUUGCAAGAAGGAAAGAGCGAGAAUAUUUUGAAACAAGUCCUGACUAUGGUCACUUAGCCAAUGAAAUGGGUUCAGAAUACCUUGCAAAGAUCCUCUCUAAGCUCUUGGAAUCUGUUAUAAGGGCACGUAUUCCAAACAUCAUAGCCUUGAUAAACAGAAGCAUCGAGGAACUUGAAAGAGAGCUAGAUCAAUUGGGAAGGCCUAUCGCCAUUGAUGCUGGAGCUAAACUAUACAACAUCUUGGGAAUGUGUCGUGCAUUUGAAAAGAUAUUCAAAGAACAUUUAGAUGGCGGGCGUCCUGGAGGUGCACGUAUAUAUGGAAUCUUCGACUACCAACUUCCAGGAGCCAUUAGAAAGCUUCCUUUUGAUCGUCAUCUUUCAUUGGAAAAUGUUAAGAGGAUUGUCUCACAAUCUGAUGGCUAUCAACCUCAUUUGAUAGCUCCAGAAAUGGGUUAUCGUCGUCUCAUUGAAGGAUCCCUUCAUCUUUUUAAAGGUCCAGCUGAAGCUUCUGUGAAUGCUGUUCACAGCAUCUUAAAAGAGCUUGUAAGCAAAUCAAUAGCAGAAACUGAGGAACUUAAACGGUUUCCUUCACUACAAACUGAGCUAGCUGCUGCAGCAAGCUCAUCUCUACAGAAGUUCCGUGAAGAAAGCAUGACGUCGGUUCUUAGAUUAGUUGACAUGGAAGCCUCAUAUCUAACUGUCGAAUUCUUUCGUAACCUUCAUGUAAUGGAGACACAAGGAAGCCAAACGGCAUCUCUUUCUUCACCAGCAACAGUAGAACAGAACAGUGAAAGACAAUUCAGAAAGAUAGCUUCAAAUGUUGCUGGUUACAUAAAAAUGGUUGCUGGUACACUCGUUAACACCAUUCCUAAGGCCGUUGUUCAUUGCCAAGUCAGACAGGCUAAACUCGCCUUGCUCAAUUACUUCUACACACAGAUCAGUCAGAGGCAGGGGGAACAUUUGGGGCAGUUGCUAGAUGAGAACCCAGAGUUGAUGGAAAGGAGGCUACAAUGUUCAAAGAGGCUCGAGCUAUACAAGAAGGCUAGAGAUGAGAUUGAUGCAGCAGUUUGGCUCGGAUGA
This is a messenger RNA of Eruca vesicaria subsp. sativa (arugula), 1857 nucleotides long. The record is from the annotation of a GenBank genome assembly. NCBI's taxonomy places the organism in Eukaryota, Viridiplantae, Streptophyta, Magnoliopsida, Brassicales, Brassicaceae.